UUCCGUGAAUGCAACAUUACUAUCAAGAGUACUCUUCUUCUUGACCACUGUGAUUGUCACAUCAGUGUCCAAAUUCUUAGGACCGGGUGUCAUCACAAGACAAGCAUCAACAAAAUUCAUACCUAGGUGCCUACAGAGGUACUCAGCUUCCGAUUCCUCCAGGUGACGGCUAUGGUAUCGAUACUUUGAUCGAAAAGUAUCUGCACCAUGGGGAGAAGAUGGGAGAGGUGUUGUAAACAAGAUACACGGAUGUUCAUCUAUGCGCACAGCUGCCAAAACUAUUUUGGGAACCAGUGGCAUGCGAAGAUGAAAUCUUUUUUCGGAAAUUGAAUGGAUGUCUCCAAACAGUGGAGAAGUACUUUGAGCAAAGAUUUCGAGCAUUGAAACACGAGGGGCUAUGAAAUGGUCCUACAAUCUUCCAAAGACGUCAUAAACUAACCGCUGAAACUGAAGAGGUUAGAUAGCCCCAGUCAAUUUUCGAAGGGAUACAUUAUUCUAGAAGCAUAAUUUGUGUUGUGUAUACUUGGAAGCCAGAUGUAGUCAACGUUUAGAGUGCACACAACUGGUACACGUCGCGAUAUCAUAGCGAAGAUCGGUUUUCUGUCCUUUGCAUAUGGUUUAGGUGGGUGAUUAGAUCAGCAUGAGAUUGGAGUAAUAUUUGCUAUUGAUUAAUGUCAACAUCUUGAUGUCGCUUUUCUCUAAUCCUCGUACGCCUGCCGUGCUCCCCCUUCAACUUGCCCCACCAUUGUUUCUUAGCUUGUAACACCGCAAAGCCCUUCCGCCCAAUCGUCUUGCCAUUCUGGAAGCUCAUAUCUAGUACUUUCAUCAGCGGGCGACCCACCCACUUUUUACAGAACUCAAAGCAUUCUCCAAAAUCUGGCAUGAUUUCAAGAAGCAGUGAUAUGGUCCCCUUGUAUCUCAAGCGCUGCGUCUCCCAGCUGUCCUGCUUUUGUCUCGAAGCAAGCCCCCCUUCGCAAUGUGCAGAUAACCGUGCAAUUGCCACUACCUGAUAUUCAUAAACUUUUGAUCGAAAUGGGCGCCAUCACCCGCCGCAAUACCGUACAUGAAAGAUCCCAAGUGUU
Periconia digitata is the source of this 1082-nucleotide messenger RNA. The record is from the annotation of a GenBank genome assembly. NCBI's taxonomy places the organism in Eukaryota, Fungi, Ascomycota, Dothideomycetes, Pleosporales, Periconiaceae.